This is a messenger RNA of Tigriopus californicus, 757 nucleotides long. RefSeq names its product ORM1-like protein 2 (gene ORMDL). Lineage: Eukaryota; Metazoa; Arthropoda; Copepoda; Harpacticoida; Harpacticidae. The transcript has a single exon. The coding region runs from base 121 to 588 and encodes 155 amino acids. Gene Ontology annotation, biological process: ceramide metabolic process; negative regulation of ceramide biosynthetic process; intracellular sphingolipid homeostasis. The record is from RefSeq and is a predicted model, not a curated record. Gene Ontology annotation, cellular component: endoplasmic reticulum membrane.
AUAGGCUCUGUAUCUAGCUAGUAUCUGCACAUCUGCACAUAUCAGAGUCCGACCCAGAUCAAGUUUAUAGACUUAUGUAGUACUUGUCUUGAAAGUGUUGUCCCCUCCCCACCGUUGCUCAUGAUGAUGCCCGGCGGCCAUGGGAAUGAAAAUCCCAACACCAACUACAUGAAUGGGCGAGGAUUCUGGAUUUUCUAUCUCUUGGUCUUGGGCGGGGUGCACAUUAUCUUGUUGAGCGUGCCGGUCAGCCUAUUUUCCGUAGCCUGGGUCUGGACCCUCACUCACGUGGGACACAAUGCCAUACAGUUCUGGUUCCUCCACUGGAUGAAGUCCCACCCGUGGAUCACCUUUGAUCAGGGCUCGAACCGCCGGCUGACCCAUUGGGAGCAGAUUGACCACGGGGUCCAGUACACGCCCACGCGUAAAUUCUUGACUAUUCUCCCCAUCAUGCUCUACAUCUUGGCCAGCGGGUACACUCGCUAUGACAAGAUUCACUUUGCUAUCAACACCCUGAGUCUGGCCUCGGUCCUGAUCCCCAAAUUACCUUGGUUCCACAAAGUCAGAUUGUUUGGGAUCAACAAAUACUGAAGCCACCAUCCGUCGUUUCCUGAACCUUUCUUCCGCCAUGUUGUGAUAGUGCAGAGUACAUUUAACUAUACAAACACAUAAAUAUACCCUCGUCUUCCGCUACGGACUUACAUUCAGAUAUGAUCAACUACGUAGAUGACCUCAUUCACUCUUUGUCUAUGAUUCUAGA